Messenger RNA from Guillardia theta CCMP2712, 1123 nucleotides. RefSeq lists its product as hypothetical. Bases 10 to 1056 code for a protein of 348 amino acids. The transcript is spliced from 16 exons. Gene Ontology annotation, biological process: vacuolar acidification; vacuolar transport; proton transmembrane transport. The record is from RefSeq and is a predicted model, not a curated record. Gene Ontology annotation, molecular function: proton-transporting ATPase activity, rotational mechanism. Gene Ontology annotation, cellular component: proton-transporting V-type ATPase, V0 domain; vacuolar proton-transporting V-type ATPase complex. Lineage: Eukaryota; Cryptophyceae; Pyrenomonadales; Geminigeraceae.
AGACUUGCCAUGGAGCUGUUAACGUUCAACAAAGACGAUGGGUUCACUGAGGCAGUUGUUCGGGGUUACCGCUCGGGGAUCCUUGAUGCAGCCUCCUACUCGAACUUGGGGCAGUGCGACAGCUUGGAGGACAUGAGGAUGCAUCUGCAAGUGACCGACUACGGCACCUUCCUGCAGAACGAGCCGUCGCCCCUCCAGACCAUGACGAUCUCCGAGAAGUGCACUGAGAAGCUCGUGGACGAGUUCAACUACGUCCGCUGCAACGCCUCCUCCGAGCUAGCCAAAUUCAUGGAUUACAUCACCUAUGGGUACAUGAUCGACAACGUCGUCCUCCUCCUCACCGGAACCCUCCACGAGAGGGACACGAGUGAGCUCCUGGAGAAGUGCCAUCCCCUUGGUAAGUUCCAGUCUCUGGCCACCCUGGCCAUCACAACCAACGCCAAGGAUGCGUACAGGCUCGUGCUUGUCGAUACGCCGUUAGCUCCCUAUGCUCAGAUGCAUUUCAACGACGCCCACGACUUCACUGAGUUGAACAUCGAGGUCAUCCGCAACACCUUGUACAAGGCUUACCUGGAGGACUUCUACUCCUACUGCCAGAGCCUCGGUGGCAGCACAGCGGAGGUCAUGGGAGAAAUCUUGCGAUUCGAGGCUGACAGGAGGGCUAUCAACAUUACCAUCAACUCGCUCGACACCGAGCUGACCAAGGAGGGGAGGGCUGAGCUGUAUUGCAACUUCGGUGAUCUGUACCCUGAGGGAAUCGCGCGACUUGAACGUGCCGAGAAUCACGACGCUGUCCGAGCAGCCGUCGAGCCAUACCCCCAAUAUCGCCAGCUGUUCCAGGAGGCGACAUAUAGCCAGGAGAAGUCGUUGGAGGAUUGCUUCUUCGAGUACGAGGUGAAGUUGAACAAGCUCUCGUUCGAGCAGCAGUUCCAGUACGGAGUCUUCUACUCGUACUUGAAGUUGAAGGAGCAGGAAGUCCGCAACAUCGUGUGGAUUGCUGAAUGCAUCAGCCAGGACCAGAAGGCUCGCAUCAGCCAGUACAUUCCUAUCUGGUGAGGCGGGUCAUCAAGAACAGCCGUAGACGAGGCUGAGAGGGUCAUGUUGAAUAAACUCAUUUGCACAU